Messenger RNA from Pteronotus mesoamericanus, 1941 nucleotides. It is a transcript of the gene PPP1R3G, whose product is annotated as protein phosphatase 1 regulatory subunit 3G. Gene Ontology annotation, biological process: regulation of glycogen biosynthetic process. The transcript has a single exon. Gene Ontology annotation, molecular function: protein phosphatase 1 binding; glycogen binding. Lineage: Eukaryota; Metazoa; Chordata; Mammalia; Chiroptera; Mormoopidae. Bases 155 to 1219 code for a protein of 354 amino acids. Gene Ontology annotation, cellular component: protein phosphatase type 1 complex. The record is from RefSeq and is a predicted model, not a curated record.
CUAAAACCCCGAGGCUCCCACGGGGAACUGCGCUCUUAGCAGGAGCCCAGGGUGCGCUGUGCACGCUGUCAACGACCCAAGGUGUUAAGUAAGUCUCCAUUAGUCUUGAGCGGGGGGUUCACUCCGCAGACAGGUCCCGAGGCCAGACGGCUUCAUGGAGCCUCAGGGGGCGCAUCUGCUAACUUUGGAGGAGCAGGGACCCGCGCCCUUGGGAGACGCCCCGCCAGCCCAGGAGCUGCCCGCCGCGGCGAUCCUCUGCAUGGAAGGUGGCAGGGACGGCGGCAGCACAGAGGAGUCCCGGAGCCUCGACGCCGAGUCCUGGUCCGCGGAGGAGGAGGCUGCCCUCCGGGAGCAGGAGGAGCUGCUGGAAUGCCGCCGCCGCCGCCGCGCGCGCUCCUUCUCGCUGCCCGCCGACCCGAUCUUGCAGGCGGCCAAGUUCCUGCAGCAGCGACAGCAGCUUGCCCUGGAGCUGGGCGCAGAGGGCAGCGAGAGGGCCGAGGACGCGCCGCACAGCCCGGGUGGCUGCUGUGCCAAGUGCAAGAAGCGGGUGCAGUUCGCGGACGCGCUGGGGCUGAGCCUGGCCAGCAUUAAGCAUUUCAGCGAGGCCGAGGAGCCGCAGGUGCCUCCAACCGUGCUCUCCCGCCUCCGGAGCUUCCCCAUGAGUGCGGAGGACUUGCAACAGCUUCCUGGCCUGCUGGCCGCGGCUGCCGCGCCCCUUUCCGCGCCGCUUCCACGGCUCCGUCCUCUCUUCGAGCUUCCCGGGCCGGGCGCAGCGGCCGAGCGUCUCCGGCGGCAGCGCGUGUGCCUGGAGCGCGUGCAUUGCUCUGCGCCUUGGGGCGCGGAGGUGACGGGCUCUGGCCGGGUGCUGGGCUGCCCCGGGCCGAGGACCGUGGCCGUGCGCUACACUUUCACCGAAUGGCGCUCUUUCCUGGACGUGUCCGCGGAACUGCAGCCUGAGCCAGUGGAGUUAGAGCGGCAGGAGGCGCCAACGGGGGAACCUGGGUCCGGGAGUGCCGAGGAGGAGCAGUGCGCCGAGCGCUUCCACUUCUCUCUAUGUCUGCCCCCGGGUCUGCAGCCCAAGGAGGGAGAGGAGAUGAACGAGCCACAUGUCGCCGUCCACUUUGCAGUCUGCUACCGCUGCUCCCAAGGCGAGUACUGGGACAACAACGCGGGGGCCAACUACACGCUGCGCUACGCGCGCCCCGCUGACGCUCUCUGAGCUGUCCGCGCAGCCCCCGGCCCCGUGUGGUCCGAGAGCGCUUCGAGGGACGGUGGGAAGGGAGCUGCGCCAGGUGACUUUUCUGGGUGCCUUGCUGAACCUUGUCCACCUGGAGUGAAGGAAUCGUGGAAGGAAGGGAGGGAGCCGUUCCAUCGUAAAGUCUUACCCAGGCAGAUCCUGCAGCAAGCCCUGUGAGCCCGGGCAAAGCACCCAAUCUCCGGCCCGUGUUCUCGUCGCUUAGGCUUUCGUAGGCGGCCUCUUGACUGCUAACCCAGCGUCAGAAUGGAAAGAAAUCCUCGAGACUCUGAGCAGUAGUUUUCUCCAAGAAAAAGGCUCCUGACUCCUGGACGAGGCUCUAAGACCUUGGGAAGUGUUUUUAACUGUAGGCAUCGUGUUUCAGUCCUUGCAGCUUGCUGGAUAUCCCUCAGGUCUCAGGGAGAAUACGAAGCAUCCCACCACGCUUCCCCAAAGGAAGGCCCUGGACUGUGGGUGUACGCGGGAGCCUUACUUCGGGGCUGUUUUCUCAGAGAAAACCGCCAAGGCCCACGGCGCUUUUCUCUUAACGGGACUCUGGGAAGCGUUUGCCCAGACUUGAUGUUCUCUACUUGUGCCUUUGUACAAAUGUCCUUUAAAAAAGUAAAAGCCACUUGCACACUCUUUACGCUGCACUUUAUGAUUCAGCUCCUGGGGGUUUGGUAGGUCUCGGCAGCUAGGCCAGCUUU